Molecule: messenger RNA, 1797 nt
Organism: Ictalurus furcatus (blue catfish)
Lineage: Eukaryota; Metazoa; Chordata; Actinopteri; Siluriformes; Ictaluridae
Gene: fgf7
Product: fibroblast growth factor 7
Exons: 4
Coding region: 1186-1797 (203 amino acids)
Biological process (GO): positive chemotaxis; positive regulation of DNA-templated transcription; positive regulation of gene expression
Cellular component (GO): cytoplasm
Molecular function (GO): growth factor activity; type 2 fibroblast growth factor receptor binding
Source: RefSeq, a predicted model, not a curated record
AGUAAAAUUAAAAUUUUAUUAACCAUUUUUAUUAAUAUGACGUUACAAAUCACACGAUUGCAAUCACUCAAAAGUUUAAGUAAGAGACAUAUCACACACACACACGCACGCACACACACACACACACGCACACGCACACACACACCCCCGGCUCUCUGUGAAUGGUUGGAGCGUAAUUGCAGCAGUGUGAGGUCAGCAGGCAUUUAUCAGAGUUCACUCUGCGCUCACUAAACAGAGGAAGAUGCCGACAGCUCACACACACACUCACAUACACACACACACUCCUAAACUUACACGCUCAGAGAUCUCGGAACAGAUGAUACACAAACACACGCGCACACGCACACACACACACGCAUACACAGACGCACACACACACACCCCACGAUUUACACUCUGUCUGGGAAUAACAGCAUGCACAGCCAAGGAGUGCAGCAUUCCUCGUCCAGAAUAUCUGAGAUAACAGCACUCUGAGAGAGAGAGAGAGAGAGAGAGAGAGAGUGAGAGAGACGGAGGAACAGACGAAGAGACAGACAGAGGGACAAACGGAGGGACAGACAGAGCGGCUCCUGUCCAAUGGGAGUGUUUUUCCCAGGAGAGUGAGAAGUGCCAGGACGCGUCCUGAACGGAUCUGAAGUGACUGAAGUGCUGAUGAGGAACGAUGUUUGAGUUACACAGCGUACAGAGUGACUCUGACUGAUGUGGAGUGAUGUUCCAUGGGAGUGACAUGCAGUUAUUCCUCGUUACAUUGCAGUGGUGUUGAUGUAGAGACGUAUCCGGCAGUGGUCUUAUUGAGGUUCUUCUAAUAGUGACUCAGAACCAAUCAGAGUGAUUCAGAGUGACAGCUGGAGUGACGUUCGAUGGGAGUGACGUUCAGGUACACAGUGUUACACUCGGAGCGACAGACGGACUGGAGUGGUGUUGUGUGACGUUCGACUGCAGAGACAUGUAUAUGGAUAAGUUUCUAAUGGUGUUGUGAUUGACGUUCUCAGAGUGGUUCAGAGAAAUCUGGAGAGAUUGAAAGUGAUGGAGUGACAUUUGGAGUUUGUAGAGUGAGUACCAGAUCAGACUGACGUUUGGAGCUACACUCUGAGCGUGAGAGUGACGUCGGGAGUGACAGGACAUCUCCAGGACAUUGAGUCUCAUCACUAUGCAGCGCGUGCUCUCCUCCAGCAGUGCCUUAUAAUGCACAGAUGGAUGGUGGCGUGGAAACGGCCAGACCUGCUGUGUGGACUUUACCUGCGAGUGCUGCUGUGGCUGGGCGGAGUGGGAGUGUCCCAUGGAGGGGGUGUGGCCUCAACUGAACCCUUGGCUGUUUGCGACUGCAUCAAGCAAGAACGCCACGCUCGGAAUUACGACUACAUGGAGGGUGGAGACGUGCGGAUUCGCCGAUUGUACAGCCGCACGCAGUGGUUCCUCACGGUCGAUGAGAACGGCAAUGUCAAUGGCACACAGGACCCCAACAACUGUUACAGUAUCCUAGAGAUCCGCACGGUCUCAGAGGGGGGUGUCCUGGCAAUCAAAGGGGUGAAGAGUCAGUAUUACAUUUCCAUGAGCAGGUCUGGAAUACUGCAAGGCAAGAAGGAGUACAGCGACAGCUGCAACUUCAAGGAAGUGUUUUUAGAAAACUUCUACACGGCCUACAUGUCGGAGAAAUGGAGUAAAAACGGGAAGGAGGCGUUCGUCUCUCUGUCGCAGAAGGGCCGGCCGCUGAGGGGCAAAAAGACUCGCAAAGAGAACAUCGCCUCACACUUCAUCCCUCGCACGUGCAAGGAGGACGACAGGACAUCAGCCUGA